AUGGAGACACACGAGAUAGGCGAAACAGGCACGGGCCCGGGGAUAGCCACGCUGCCGCGGUACAAGGCCACAUACAACGUGAGUGCACUAGCGACCGAUUCUGCAGAGAAUCUGGAUUUGCACGGCACAGAGCCCGCAGACCGCGUGCAGGACUCUGUGGAUGGGUUCGAGCCGCUCCAGGAAAUCCUUGCGACUCCCGACUUCUUCAAGCCCAAGAUGGCGACCAAUAUCCCAAACACCAGCACGGCGUCGUUACCGUCGCAGGUGGGCGAGUACGAGGGACAAGCGUUGCAAUUGGACACAGAGGUGAAGGUGAUGUCGAUACCUAGCUCGCCCGUGCCGAAACUGCACCACAAACACGGAUCAAUUGGAGACAUGCUGAGCGAGAAAGAAGAUCUCGGAGACAAAGCUGCGCGACAGUCGGUGACCACAGAGAAGUCGAACUACUCGCAGAUCAUAGAAGGAUACCAGGAGAGCGCGCACUCCUUACCGAGACAAGAACUGCAAACGAGGACAGAGCAGGAUCAGGCUUCUAAGUUUUGUGACGGCUCGAAUCUGGCUGCUCAACACUCAAACGGCUCUGCCAAUGUUACACACGUGCCCGACACACUGCUAAAAAAAAACGUGCAGACACCUAGCCGGUCUGCGUCGUCGUCGGUGUCGUCGACGCGAAAGGCGAGCUCGAAUGCCACCACGCCGUCCUCCGAGGUAAAGAAGACCAAGACCAAGACCAAGAAAAUGUUUGGCAACCUCACGAGUUUCGUGUCGAGUCUCACACCCUCGGGCUCCCGCUCGGCAUCGCAGUCCAGAGUCAUCUCCGAACCAUACGACUACGUGCGUCACCAGCACGUCGAGUACGACCCAAACUCGCAAACGUACAUUGGGCUUCCUGAAGAGUGGAAACGGGCUUUGGCAGCACAGGGCGUCACUGUCGAGGACCAGAAAAAAAAUCCCCAGGCUGCCAACCAGGUAAUUAAUUUCUUCAACUCCAACUUCAACGAUGAGUCGAACAACAAAUUUAUGAAGGUCCAGGGCCACGACUCAGACCGCAGCAAUGAUAAUGACAGUUUGAGCGAAAGUGAAUAUAAGACGCCGAAUAUCAGCUCUUCCACGCAGUUUGACACCACAGACUAUGCCACCCCCUCCAGUCCCGCAAGUCCUGGGUUUCAGCAGACGCCGAUCGCCCUUCAGAAGGAGACGUUCCCCACGCCGGAUGGAGACAACGAAUUCAUCCCUCGAAGACACGCUCCUCCUCCGCCUUCUUCGACAGCCUCCAAAACUGCUACCACGCUGGCGAUGUCUGCUAAAAGCCCGUUGAGCUCGGUGUCGCGAAUCCCUUCGGGCUCAAAAAAAGCAGCCUCGUCGCCAUCAUCUCUCAUUGGCAGUAUAUCUCGUCGCUUCGGCUCUAAUCAUUCCAAGUCGGGCACCACGCGAUCCGAGAGACCGCAGAUCUUGCAUCUGGGCGAGUUUCUCCCAGUUCCGACGAGUCCAAAGCAAUUGGCCACUGGAACACCACCGCAGAAGGAAGAUGCAUUUUCCAGGCCAGAGGAGAAUGAUACACUGCUUGCCGCUCCUCAACGCCUACCACCUGUUCCACCACCAGUUCCUAUAAAGGACGUCCAGCUGCCACAGAAAUCGGACGAGUCAGUCAAGCCGCAGAUGCCGCCAGUUCCAAAAGGAAAACCAAAGAACGCCAAGAUACCAUUGACAGAAGACGAGCAGGAGCGCAGACGCGAGCUCCGUAGAGCUAAAGAGAGAAAGUAUUUGCAACGUCUGUUGGAGAUAUGUUCUUCGGAAGAUCCUAGCGAAAGAUACCAGGGACUCGUGAAAAUAGGACAGGGUGCUUCUGGAGGAGUCUACACGGCCACCGAGGUCGAGACCAAUACUUGUGUUGCCAUCAAGCAGAUGGAAUUGGAGAGACAACCAAAGAAAGAGUUAAUUAUCAACGAGAUCCUUGUGAUGAAAGGGUCGAAGCACAAAAACAUUGUUAAUUUCAUUGAAGCGUACCUGCUGAAAAAAGACCUCUGGGUGGUGAUGGAGUAUAUGGAAGGAGGGUCCCUGACCGACAUUGUGACCCACAGUGUCAUGACAGAGCGUCAAAUGGGUGCUGUUUGCAGAGAGACAUUGCAAGGUCUCAAGUUUCUUCACUCCAAAGGCAUUAUACACAGGGAUAUCAAAUCUGACAACAUUCUUCUCUCUUUGCAAGGAGACAUCAAACUCACAGACUUCGGGUUCUGUGCCCAAAUCAAAGAUUAUUCUGCAAAGAGAAACACCAUGGUGGGGACUCCGUACUGGAUGGCCCCCGAGGUGGUCACCAAGACAGAGUACGGGCCUAAAGUUGAUGUUUGGUCUUUGGGCAUUAUGACCAUCGAAAUGAUUGAAGGUGAGCCUCCGUACUUGAACGAAACUCCUUUGCGGGCCCUGUAUCUCAUUACCACCAACGGAAAACCUACAUUGAACGACCCGGAUUCGCUUUCCGAGGAGCUACAGGAAUUUCUGGACCAUUGUCUAGAGGUGAAUCCAGACAAACGUCUCGACUCUGCACAGCUCUUGGAACUGCCAUUCAUUAAAAAUGCCGACGACAACAGUUCUUUGGCGCCACUGGUCAAGCUGGCCAGAAUGCAAAAACUCGCUGAGCUUCCCGAUAGUGAAGAUCAUUCAUAG
Ogataea parapolymorpha DL-1 is the source of this 2664-nucleotide messenger RNA. RefSeq names its product p21-activated kinase 1. The record is from RefSeq and is a predicted model, not a curated record. Bases 1 to 2664 code for a protein of 887 amino acids. Gene Ontology annotation, molecular function: protein serine/threonine kinase activity; ATP binding. Gene Ontology annotation, biological process: protein phosphorylation; intracellular signal transduction; regulation of MAPK cascade. The transcript has a single exon. NCBI's taxonomy places the organism in Eukaryota, Fungi, Ascomycota, Pichiomycetes, Pichiales, Pichiaceae. Gene Ontology annotation, cellular component: cytoplasm.